Messenger RNA from Rotaria sordida, 1512 nucleotides. The record is from the annotation of a GenBank genome assembly. NCBI's taxonomy places the organism in Eukaryota, Metazoa, Rotifera, Eurotatoria, Philodinida, Philodinidae.
AUGUUGUUAAUAUUAUUGACAAUUGCCAUCAUUGCAUUAGCAACAUAUUUAUAUUUAAAACCAUUAAUUGAUAAUCUAUUUUAUUCUGUUCCUCAUGAACCGAAAUAUAUCCAUUCAUAUAUACCUUUUAUUGGUUUCGGACUCAAAAUGUUCAAAGAUCCAAUUGAAUUUAUACGUUCAUUUUAUCUAAAAUACGGAAAAACAUUUGUCAUCUAUUUAGCAUCAAAACGUUGGGUUUAUUUCUAUGAUGAACAAACAUUUUUAACAAAAGUAUUAAAGUCAUCUGAUUUAUCCAUUGAUGAAUUUAUCAUUGAUGCAUCAGUUUAUGGUCUCAGUGUUAGUCGUCAAUGUGUUGAAAAUGAAGAUAUUCAACAAAUCACGUUAAAACAAUAUCAUCAAUACUUAAUUGGAGAUGAAUUAGAAAUCUUAAAUAAACGUGUGCAUGAUUCACUCAUCGAAUCAAUAAAACUUGAUGCAAAGAAAGGUCAAGAUAAUCAAACUAGAAUUGUCAAUUUAUUUGAUUAUUUUGGUGAAUUUAUGUUAUAUGCUGGUGCAGAAGGAUUAUUUGGACAUUCAUUUGUUAUUGAACAACGAAAUGCUACACCUAAUUUCUAUAAAUUAUUUCAAGAAUUUGGUGACGCAUGUAGAUUAAGUUUUCUUCGCAUACCAUUUCGAUCAAUCCUACAUAAAUCAACAUUUCAAAGUCGUCUUGAAUUUGUUAAAAGAUUUUCAUCAUUAAAAUUAAAUAAUGGUGAAUCAAAAUUAAUUCAUGCACGAGAAGAGUUAUUUCGUAGUGAUAAAUAUAAACAUUUAUUUAGUCAAUAUGAUAUUGGAGCUCUUCAAGCAGGUAUAAUAUGGGCGGCUGUAGUUAAUACAGCAAUAAUGAGUUGUUGGUCAUUAGUAGAUUUAUUACUUCAUCCGGAAGCAUUAGAAGCUGUUAAACAAGAAUUGAAAGAAAAUAUUUCAUCAUCAUCAACAUUAAUUUAUGAUAAAGAAACAUUAGCUAAAUUAAAAAUAUUAGAAAGUUGCAUAAAUGAAUCCAUGCGGCAUAUAUUUAAUACUGUUUCAGCACGUCAGGCAAAAAUAGAUACAAUCAUUGAAUGUUUAGAUAAAACAAAAGUUGGUUUAAGAAAAGGUGAUAUGCUUGUUUAUCCAACAUUUUUAAAACAUUUUGAUCCCAAUUUAUUUGGUCCAAAUCCAUAUGAAUAUCAAUAUGAUCGAUUUAUCAAAAAACCUAAUGAACCAAAAGCACCUUCAGUUAUGCUCUUUGGUUGUGGCCCUCAUAUGUGUCCUGGACGAUUUUUGGCAAUAAACGAAAUUAAAAUGUUAAUAACAGUUAUUAUUCAACAUAUGGAUAUUGAAUUUGUUAAUAUGACAGAGCAAGAUAAAGAUGAUUAUCGAAAAAAAUUACCAUAUGAUUAUACAAAAAUGAUUAGUAGUGGUGGACCAAAAAAAGGUUAUGAACAUAAAUUUGAUAUAAAAUAUUCGUAUAAAAAUUUGGAUAUUGAAUAA